UCUCUAACAUGAACUUCAUCUCGCCUAUCCUGAUAAGGCUGAGUUGAGCGAUAAGCCGACGACGAUGCGUUGAUAAGACGGCUGGAGGUCAGCCGUCAGCUGACGGGGCAGCACUUGUUCGAGGUAUUAAGUGCUACGUCGUUCUCUGAUCAACUACUGGUGCAUGCCUCAUUCCCCUGUUAGUCCUCCUUAGUUGACUUGCAAGGCCUACUUUAGACUACAGCGGAUCACCGUAAUGUUGUUGUUAUUGUGUACGGUGAUCGUAGUUGGGCUAGGCUACGUGAUGCUGCACCUUAACGCCGGCCCCCCCAAGCUGUUCGGGGUGUAUGCGCAGAAAGGAACGUUCCACCUCUUCAAGAAGCUCAUCUUCACCGCCAUCGUAACCUUACGCAGGGCUAGAGGAGGAGUGACGAGCAUUACGGCUGAGGGAGCGAGGGGGCGGCCCAGCUUCGCACAAAUGGAAAAACCUCAACCACUUAGUACGCACCCCAAGGUGGGUGAUAGCCUGUUACAAUACUGCUAUGAUACUAACGCAAUGCUGUACUUCAAGCACCCUUCAGUGGGGCUUCUGCAGCUUCCCCGCAUGCCGGACACGCUUCUCUUUGGGGACCGAGACCGCUGGCAGGCCGAGGGCCUCAGCAUCCAUCCCCUUGUCCCCAUGGGGACGUGGGCAAUAAGUUAUGAGGGCCCCAUGCGCGUAUACAAAGAUGAAGACGACGAAGAUCAAGCAACAGGAGAAAUUGUGGACGUGCGUAUAGAGGUGGAGUGGUCCGCCAACUUCGACCACUUCGAUUUCGACUCCGACCUCGACGUGGGUGCGAUGGCCAGAGCUAUGGCCAAGGAGAAGUGGUCGCGGGAAUACUUCAACAACCUCAGAGACGCGCACCAGACGCACUACGAGCAAAUGGGCGCGUUGAAGGGAACAGCCAUGGUCGCGGGGACGACGUACAGCGUCGAGCUGGAGAGCAUGCGAGACCACUCAUACGGUCACCGGCGUGAGUGGCGGCUGCUGCACAGGUAUGCGCUGCACAUGCUGCACCUGCAGGACGGCACGCAGCUCAACGUCGGCAUCGUCAGCCAGCCUGUGUCGUGCUCCAACUUGGAGUUGGGCUACGUGUGCCACGUGGGCAGCCGUCGGCCCACCCCCGUCAGCGAGGUGGGCUUCCAGCUCUGGAACUUCGGGGAGCGCGGCAGCCCGCCUGACGACUACGCCUUCAGCUUUGUCGCGGGGGGGCGGCGCCAUGUGCUGGAGGUGCAGGGGGUGGAGGGGGCGGGCGGGGCCCCGGUGUUCUUCAUGGGGUGGCAGUGGGAGGCGAGGAUCGUCGAGAAGUUCGUCAGAGUCAAGUUGGAUGGGGUGCCAGGCUGGGGUGUGGUUGAGUUCCAGUACAACCAGGGUCCAGGGGAUCACCGACCCCCUACCCUCGCUGGGGGGGACCCUACAUGGACCCUGCAGCUCAACAAGGGCUGAGACCCCCAACCCUCGCUGGGGGGGACCCUACAUGGACCCUGCAGCUCAACAAGGGCUGAGCCCCGCUACAAUGUUCAUGAAGCCUCGAGUGCGACGUGGGCAAUAAAUAUGGAACAUGUCAUGUAGGCUUCAUGUCCGUUGUAUUAUAUGCAGAAAUUAAA
Messenger RNA from Hyalella azteca, 1629 nucleotides. RefSeq lists its product as uncharacterized. Bases 284 to 1468 code for a protein of 394 amino acids. The transcript has 11 exons. The record is from RefSeq and is a predicted model, not a curated record. NCBI's taxonomy places the organism in Eukaryota, Metazoa, Arthropoda, Malacostraca, Amphipoda, Hyalellidae.